AAGCAAGUGUUCGCAUCCACCAGAGCACUUGAGAGUAGAAAAAAAAACACAGGCAGACAAAAUCCAAAAUGUUGAAGAGCGUUCGACUUUCUGCCAGUCUCGCACUCUUGGCUCUGGCGCUGUCCUUCGCCGACGCGUACGACCCAAGUCCCCUGCAGGACAUCUGUGUGGCAGUCAACGAACCCAAAAAUGCUUUGUUUGUGAAUGGAAAGUUCUGCAAGAACCCUGCUCUUACCACAGCAAACGACUUCCUCUUUUCUGGCCUACAAGUUCCUAGAAGCACGGCCAAUCCCGUGGGCUCCACAGUCACCCCUGUGUUCACCGACCAGCUACCAGGACUCAAUACUCUUGGCAUUUCCAUGGUUCGUAUUGACUUUGGAAUAAGUGGUUUAAAUCCUCCGCACACUCACCCUCGUGGCACCGAGAUUUUGCUCGUCUUGGAGGGCACUCUCUAUGUAGGCUUUGUCACGUCCAACCAACUGAACAAUACUUUCUUUGAGAAAGUCCUCCACCCUGGAGAUGUUUUUGUUUUCCCGAUCAAUAUGAUUCACUUCCAGCUCAAUGUUGGAAAGACCAAUGCAGUUGCGAUUGCCGCUCUAAGCAGCCAAAACCCAGGAGUCAUCACUAUAGCCAAUGCAUUGUUUAACGCAAAGCCGCCUAUUUCCCUAGAGGUUCUAGCCAAGGGGUUCCAGGUGGAUGAGAAGUUUGUUGAGAAACUUCAGAAGAAGUUCUGGUACUACAAUUAGCCUGAGAAAUGCAUCUGAUGAUGUCGUCAUCUCUGUACUUGAUUAAACAAACAAAUACCUUAAGUCAUCUGAUGAAGUUCCUAGUUCACGUAUGAAGAAAGUUUCCUUCUGUCACAUCUUGUAUUGAUUUCAGUAUAAUAAGACCGUGUUGUUUUCUGCACCACCUACUACUUUGAGGUUAUUGUGAUGAACUUAUUUCCUGGAACCAUGACAGAAAAGGACAGCGACCUCGACACGAGACUCUACCAUGUCAGAGGAUUUCCAACCCGAAUGCUUUACAAGCAUGAACUGCUAAUAACCAUUGCCAGUUCUGCUUAGGCUGCAUAAGUAACUAUUAAUGAACAAUCAGUAACAAGGAAACUUCAGUAGUUUCAGGGAUCAUGAUGCUGCAUUGAGUUUAUUGGGAAUGAAGCCUCAAAGAACUCCUCUUUUAUGAGAAAUUAUCAUUGCUAUUUGCUUGCA
Molecule: messenger RNA, 1208 nt
Organism: Syzygium oleosum
Lineage: Eukaryota; Viridiplantae; Streptophyta; Magnoliopsida; Myrtales; Myrtaceae
Product: germin-like protein subfamily 1 member 20
Exons: 2
Coding region: 69-746 (225 amino acids)
Cellular component (GO): cell wall
Molecular function (GO): manganese ion binding
Source: RefSeq, a predicted model, not a curated record